AUGACUCUCCAGAGCAACUAUUUUAUACAUGUCUCAGCGCUCGUCAAGAACCACAAGAUAUAUGAAAAUGUGAAUUCACAAGUCAAGCUGGGAGAUGGAAAGCUUCACAACGUGAAAGGCAAGGGUAUUAUCUCAGUUCAAACUCGAGAAGUGGCUAAGAUAAAAAUGAUGGCAAACAAAGUCUUUCCGUUGAUCAUGACAUCAAAAGAAAACUAUGUUUUGAAAGCUGAAAAUGUAGAAGAAUCACACUUGUGGCAUAUGAGAUACGGACAUCUAAAUCAAAGAAGUCUACAGCUCUUACAUAAGAAAGAUAUGGUGGUUGGCCUUCCUUCUAUUCAGUCUGAGAAAGCAAUAUGUGAAGGUUGUAUUUUUGGAAAAUUCCACCGCUUACCAUUUUCACAAUCAACAUGGAAAGCAAGAGCCCCUCUUGAGUUGCAGGAUGAUGUGGGUUUAUUUUCUAGAACAAAAGUCAGAAGCAUUCUCUUUUUCAAGCAAUUUAAAGCCUAUGGAGAGAAACAAAGUGGAUACAAUCUCAAGACAUUGAGAACUGAUCGUGGUGGAGAAUUCACAUCAAAUGAAUUUUCAGAAUUUUGCAAAAGCAAUGGAAUAAAAAGAGAAUUGACGGCAAGCUACACUCCACAACAAAACGGUGUUGCGGAACGAAGAAAUCGAACCAUUGUGGAAAUGGCAAGAAGCAUGUUUAAAAGCAAAAGGUCACCUACCAAGUCUGUCAAGGAUAUGACUCCUUUUGAAGCAUGGCAUGGGUUUAAGCCAAAGGUUGAUUUCUUUAAAAUCUUUGGUUGCAUAGCCUAUGCACAUGUUCCUUCUCAAAAGAGAGAAAAGUUUGAUGAAAAGGGUGAAAAAUAUAUUUUUGUGGGCUAUAGUGACAAGUCCAAGGCAUACAGAUUGAUUGAUCCAAGAACUAAUAAGUUGGUAAUUUCUAGAGAUGUUAUUUUUGAUGAAUUCAAGGUAUGGAGAUGGGAAAACAGACAAGGUGAAAUACAGAGUUUUUUGCUGGAACCAGAAACAUCAAAUUUAGAAGAAUCUCUGCUGCCCCAAAGUCCAAUUUCAAGGGCAAGAAGUCCAAUUCCAAGUGCAAGAACAUCUGAUCCUAGUUCACCAGAUUCAACUCCUAGACUAAACGCAAGAAUGCGUUCAUUGGCAGACAUAUAUGAGUCGUGUGAUCUUGUUUUGAGUGCUUUGGAGCCUCAAAAAUUUGAGGAAGCAGUGAAAGAAAAAAUUUGGCACGACGCAAUGGAAGAAGAAAUUAGAGUUAUCAAGAAAAAUUCUACGUGGGAGCUUGUUGAUCGGCCUAAAUCAAAGGACAUCAUUGGACUUAAAUGGAUCUACAAGACAAAAUACAAUGAAGAUGGCUCAAUACAAAAGCAUAAGGCUCGGUUGGUUGCCAAAGGCUACUCUCAACAACCUGGAGUAGAUUUCAAUGAAACGUUUGCUCCGGUUGUACGAAUGGAAACUAUACGAACUGUGUUGGCUUUGGCAGCACAAUUGAAAACUCAAGUUUUUCAAUUGGAUGUCAAGUCCGCUUUUUUGAAUGGAGAACUUGAAGAAGAAGUUUACGUGGAGCAGCCGCAAGGAUAUAUUGAAAAGGGAAAUGAAAACAAAGUUUGUCGACUUCGGAAAGCACUAUACGGCUUAAAGCAAGCUCCAAGAGCCUGGAAUAGCAAAAUUGAUCAAUAUUUCUGUCAAAGUGGAUUUGUAAGAAGUCCAAGUGAGCCAUCACUCUAUCUCAAGAAAGAAGGUACACAUGAUUUUCUUAUUGUGUGUCUUUAUGUUGAUGACUUGAUUUAUACAAGUACCAAACCAAGGAUGGUAGAAGCAUUCAAGAAGGACAUGAUGAAAGAAUAUGAGAUGACUGAUUUGGGUUCUAUGAAGUAUUUUCUAGGAAUUCAAGUCCAACAAUCGGAAAAAGGGGUUUUUAUGUAUCAAGAAAAGUAUGCAGAAAAUCUCUUGAAAAGGUUCAAUAUGUUGAACUGCAAGCCAAUGGAUACUCCAAUGGCAAUUAAUUUAAAGCUUUCAAGUAAUGAUGGAGCACCAAGAGCUGAUGCUUCUAUGUAUAGAAGUAUUGUUGGCUCACUUAUUUAUUUAUCUAAUACAAGGCCAGACAUAGUUCAUGCAGUUAGUGUUGUAUCUCGAUUCAUGAAUGAUCCAAGUAAUCAUCAUUUUGCUGCUGUUAAAAGAAUACUAAGAUAUGUGCAAGGAACCAAAGGAUAUGGCCUCAAAUAUACACAAGAGAAAGAAAGCAUUUUAGUUGGGUUCACAGACAGUGAUUGGGCUGGUGCAAUUGAUGAUAGAAGAAGCACAUCUGGGCAUGUGUUUUCCUGGGAAAAAAAGUUAUAUCAUGGUCAUCGAAGAAGCAAAGUACAGUGGCAUUAUCAACAGCCGAAGCAGAAUAUAUUUCAGCCACAAGUGCAGCAUGUACCUCCACAUCCUCGUCCAUGUCCAUACUGCGGUUCUGGAAUUUCUCCAAGCUCCUCACCAACUUCUCAUCCUAACCCUACUGUUCCUCCUACUUAUGCACCUAAUGGUUCCCCUUACUCGCCUUCUACGAGUCCCUCAUCUCAAUUGUCCCCCCAUGUGUUACCUGCACCUGUAGUGUCCAAUGCUCCCAGUCCAGGAAACAAGGGAAGUGCACAAGACUUGAUUUCUCCAUCACCUUCCCCAUCCUUGUCAUGUAAGUUACAAGCAGUCUUGUCACUAGUUGGACAUAACUCGCUUUCUAUUUCUGCACGGAUAAUCCUUGAUGUCCCAACAGCAGGAGGGCGCUUGAUGCUUGUGGACAUGGCUGGCUCUGAAAAUAUUGAGCAAGCUGGCCAAAUUGGAUUUGAGGCAAAAAUGCAGACUGCGAAGAUCAACCAAGGAAACAUAGCUCUUAAAAGAGUGGUUGAAUCCAUUGCCAAUGGUGAUUCUCAUGUGCCUUUCAGAGACAGCAAACUGACCAUGCUUCUACAGGAUUCUUUCGAAGAUGAUAAAACAAAAAUUUUAAUGGUACUGUGUGCAAGCCCAGACCCAGGGGAAAUACACAAGACAAUCUCCACCCUUGAAUAUGGUGCAAAAGCAAAAUGUAUUGAAGAAAGGAUAUUGCAGCAGCAGCAGGAAGCUGAAAUGGUUAGGUGGUGGUUGGAGGAAAUUGAGCUUGAGCUAUGCCGGUUAGGUGAUGGAAAUGGUAAGGAGAGUGGGACAAAGGACCAUGAUGGAACCCACAGUUUGCCAAAAGGUUGUUAG
This is a messenger RNA of Prunus armeniaca (apricot), 3243 nucleotides long. NCBI's taxonomy places the organism in Eukaryota, Viridiplantae, Streptophyta, Magnoliopsida, Rosales, Rosaceae. The record is from the annotation of a GenBank genome assembly.